AUGGCUAACACCACCCAAGACACCUUCUACUUCAUCCUCACGGGCAUCCCUGGAUUUGAGGCCCACCACAUCUGGAUCUCCAUCCCUUUCUGCUGUCUCUACACCAUCUCCAUCAUGGGAAAUACCACCAUUCUCACUGUCAUCUGCACAGAGCCAUCCCUCGUCCAGCCCAUGUACCUGUUCCUCUCCAUGCUGGCCCUCACUGACCUGGGUCUCACCCUCAGCACCCUGCCCACAGUCAUGCAGCUCCUCUGGUUUAACAAUCAGAUCAUCAGUUUUGAGGGCUGUUUUGCCCAGUUGUUCUUCCUCCAUACGUUCUCUUUUAUGGAAUCUUCAGUCCUACUGGCCAUGUCCUUUGACCGCUACGUGGCCAUCUGCCGCCCCCUUCAUUAUGCCACCACCCUCACCAACAGUGUCGUUGGCAGGAUAGGGUUAGCCAUCCUUUGCCGCUGUGUUCUGGCUGUUCUUCCCUCCCUUUUCCUACUCAAGCGCCUGCCCUUCUGCCGCUCCCACCUUCUCUCUCACUCCUACUGCCUCCACCAGGAUAUGAUUCGCCUGGUCUAUGCUGACAUCCGAGUCAACAACUGGUAUGCCUUUGCUGUGGUUUUGCUCAUUAUUGUGAUGGACCCUCUGCUCAUUGCACUCUCCUACACAUUCAUCCUGAAAAGUAUCUUGUGCACAGCCUCAUGGACUGAGCGACUGCGGGCCCUCAAUAACUGUCUGUCCCAUAUGCUGGCUGUUCUGGUCCUCUAUGUGCCCAUGGUUGGGGUAUCUAUGACCCAUCGAUUUGCCAAGCAUGCCCCUCCUCUAGUUCAUGUUAUUGUGGCCAAUAUUUACCUGUUGGCACCUCCAGUGAUGAACCCCAUCAUUUACAGUGUAAAGACUAAGCAGAUCCGCCAGGGAAUUUUUCGCCUCAUUUCUCAAAGAAGCAUGUAUUUAAGGUGA
This is a messenger RNA of Capra hircus (goat), 945 nucleotides long. RefSeq names its product olfactory receptor 51Q1-like. Gene Ontology annotation, molecular function: olfactory receptor activity; G protein-coupled receptor activity. Gene Ontology annotation, cellular component: membrane. Lineage: Eukaryota; Metazoa; Chordata; Mammalia; Artiodactyla; Bovidae. Gene Ontology annotation, biological process: G protein-coupled receptor signaling pathway. The transcript has a single exon. The record is from RefSeq and is a predicted model, not a curated record. Bases 1 to 945 code for a protein of 314 amino acids.